Molecule: messenger RNA, 2290 nt
Organism: Triticum aestivum (bread wheat)
Lineage: Eukaryota; Viridiplantae; Streptophyta; Magnoliopsida; Poales; Poaceae
Product: probable polyamine transporter At1g31830
Exons: 4
Coding region: 683-2119 (478 amino acids)
Biological process (GO): transmembrane transport
Cellular component (GO): membrane
Molecular function (GO): transmembrane transporter activity
Source: RefSeq, a predicted model, not a curated record
AACAAAACGUAAACACCCGAGACUCCUCUCUCUCUCUCUCAGUCUCGAUCUGUUCCUCCCUCGCUCCCACAUCGGCGCCGCCCCCACAGCCAACCCCGCCGGCGAACUCGCCCUCUCCCCCACCGCCGCCGCACUCCACCCUCUCCCUCCCUCCCUCACUUCAGCUUCUCUCCCCACCCUAGGUCGGGGGGCCGCAGAUCGAGCAGGUCAGGCCCGAUCCGCGGCGCAGCCAAGGGCUUCGAGCAGGGCCGCGCCGGGAGAGGAGCCUCUGUGUGCUGCCGCCCCCUGGUUCCCUCUUCUCCUCUCUGUGCCGCCGGGAGAGGAGCUCGUCAAGCCAAGACCGACGCCGUGUGGUGGGGCGCGGGGGAUUCUUCUUCCACUCCGGCGCCUCCUGCCCCUCCGGUGGCCGAUUCCUGUGCUUCUUAUACUCCGGCACAGGUGAAAUUGAGGAGCACAGCAUAACACAAGAAAAUUGAACCUCUCCUUCCUAUGGGGGAUUGUUUUGAUUUCAACUAUGGCUUUCGUGAAAUGCAGAACCUGACUGGAAAAAAGCCUAACUUAGAUUGACACAAUGGUAAAAAUGCCAGUGGAGUUACCUUUUAAUUUUAUUACAUAGAACCAUUCGAAUUCAGUGAUAUUGAGGAGUACAGCAGUAACACGAGCAAAUUCAGCCUUUCUUCAUAUGGAGGAUCGUGUUGAUUUCAAGUAUGACGGUGUCAACAAUGAGAGCAAAGAGCGUAAGGGAGGGCAUGGCAUCCCAAAGGUUUCCAUGGUCCCACUUGUCUUCCUCAUAUUCUAUGAAGUCUCAGGGGGUCCCUUUGGGAUUGAGGACAGUGUCAAGGCUGCUGGACCACUCCUGGCAAUUGUGGGGUUUCUUCUGUUUGCGCUCAUAUGGAGUAUUCCAGAAGCCCUAAUCACAGCUGAGAUGGGUACUAUGUUUCCUGAGAAUGGUGGCUAUGUCGUCUGGGUCUCUUCAGCUCUUGGGCCCUUUUGGGGUUUUCAGCAAGGCUGGGCAAAGUGGCUCAGUGGUGUCAUAGAUAAUGCUCUCUAUCCAGUCCUUUUUCUUGACUAUGUCAAGUCCAGUAUUCCAGCUCUCGGGGGUGGGCUUCCAAGGACUUUUGCGGUGCUUAUCCUCACAGUUGCCCUUACUUACAUGAACUACAGAGGAUUAACGAUAGUUGGCUGGGUGGCAGUCUUUCUUGGGGUGUUCUCUCUGCUCCCUUUCUUUGUAAUGGGAUUGAUAGCAAUUCCACAUAUUGAACCUUCAAGAUGGUUUGAAAUGGACCUGGACAAUGUGAAUUGGGGCCUGUAUCUGAACACUCUGUUUUGGAACCUCAACUAUUGGGAUUCAAUCAGUACAUUGGCUGGAGAGGUUGAGAAUCCAAAGAGAACCCUCCCCAGGGCACUUUCUUAUGCUCUUGUUUUAGUAGUCGGGGGAUACCUCUACCCUCUGAUCACUUGUACAGCAGCACUUCCGGUUGUUCGGGAGUCGUGGACAGACGGAUAUUUUUCAGACAUUGCAAAAAUUCUUGGUGGUUUCUGGUUGCACUCAUGGAUUCAAGCGGCGGCCGCAUUGUCGAACAUGGGCAACUUUGUUACUGAAAUGAGCAGUGAUUCAUACCAGCUUCUGGGGAUGGCUGAGCGUGGCAUGCUCCCUGAGUUCUUCGGCAAGAGAUCACGCUACGGGACCCCACUGAUCGGCAUCCUGUUCUCCGCGUUCGGUGUGGUCCUGCUGUCCUGGAUGAGCUUCCAGGAGAUCAUUGCGGCUGAGAACUACCUCUACUGCUUCGGGAUGAUAUUGGAGUUCAUCGCCUUCAUCAAGCUGAGGAUGACCCACCCUAGCACCUCCCGGCCUUUCCGGAUCCCGCUGGGCACCGUUGGCUCCGUCCUGAUGAUCAUCCCUCCGACUAUCCUGAUUGUCGUGGUGAUGGUGCUGGCUUCCUUCAAGGUGAUGGCUGUGAGCAUCCUGGCGGUGCUCGUCGGGUUUGCGCUGCAACCGGCCCUGGUGUACAUGGAGAAGAAGCGGUGGCUGAGGUUCUCCGUCAGAGAGGACCUGCCCGAUCUGCUGGACCCCUCGGCUGGCGCCGCCGAAGAUGAGACGACCCCGCUUGUGGUAUGAUUUAUGAUGCAAAGUGUAAUAAAAGGAUAGGAACAUGCUGCCCUGUAUAAUGCCAUGUGGCAUCAUAUAUGCUGUUGUAUACCAACUUGUUCGUCAUGAAAAAGAAAUAGAAGAGCAUGCUGAGCGCCUUUAGAAACAUCAAAGGCGCACCUCAGACUCUAUUUGGCCUAA